Dictyostelium discoideum AX4 is the source of this 2778-nucleotide messenger RNA. RefSeq names its product colossin D (gene colD). Bases 1 to 2778 code for a protein of 925 amino acids. The transcript has a single exon. Lineage: Eukaryota; Evosea; Eumycetozoa; Dictyosteliales; Dictyosteliaceae. The record is from RefSeq and is a predicted model, not a curated record. Gene Ontology annotation, cellular component: extracellular region.
AUGAUAAAAGUAUUUAAAGAUUUAAAAUUUUUAAUUUUAAUAACCAUAAUAUUAUUAAAUUUAAAAAGUAUAAAUUGUAAAAUUAUUUAUGGAGAUUCAGUAUCAUUUGAAAGAGUAUUAUCACCACAACUUGGUAAGAAUAUUACGUUGCCAUGGGGUAAAGAUAAGGUAAUUCAUUUGUGUAAUCCACAUGGAGAAGAAUCUAUACCAGUUUUAGUUUCAAACAAUAUACCAUUGGGUAAACUUGCUUCAAAUGAUGAAAAUUUCUUGGCAAUUUUUGGAAACCAAUCAUUUGCUAGAUUGUUGGCUCAUUUUAAUUGUAAGAAAACAGAGGAAACUUGUAUUAGAUUACGUACUGAUUUGCCAGUAUUUACAAGUUGUCUUUUAAUUGGUUCAGUUGAUGGGUUUGAUCAUGUUACUUUCAAUUCAUCGUUGAGUGGUGUACCAACCAAUAUGAAUUCAUGGAAUGUGGAUACCGUUGGUAAAUUUUCAAAUAAUCUUACAAGUGCUGGUAGAAUUAUAGUAAAGAAUGAUAAUAAUCAAAUUUCAUUGGGUUGCUUUGAAGAAGGUGAUAAAAACAAUUUGAACUAUAUUUUAAUGCAUCCAAAUAAUCCAAUUGAUACCAUUGAUAUAUGUUAUAAAUCAUUUAAUGAAGAAUCAGAGUAUGUUUUAUAUGGCCUAGUGGAAUGUGGUGAUACUUCAAAAUCUUCAUUCUCUAUUAGUGGCUAUGUUUUCUUUGAUAAAUAUUAUAGUAGUUCGCGAAUUAAUAAUCCACCUGUUGCUGGUCAAAUUGUAUAUAUUCAACAAAAAAAUGGUGUGGUUUAUGAUUUAGAUGGUAAACGUGUAAAUCAAACAAUUACAGAUGCAAGAGGUUUCUAUUAUUUUAAUAAUAUUCCAGGUGGUGAUUAUCAAGUUUACAUUACACCAAGUGAUCCAGAUACACUAUAUAGUCCUGAUGUUGAUUCAAAUUUACAAGAUCCAUAUACAAACAAAGCAACCAAUGGUUCAAUUGAAACCUAUAUCUAUAUCAAUGGAAGUGGUGUUGUACCAGUUAGUAAAACCAAUUUCGAUGAUAUUAAAUUAACAUCGGUUUAUGUUAUUCGUGAAAUGAAUAUUGGUAUCUUACCAAAGAAUAUUUCAAUGGAAGGUUUGGUUUUCAUUGAUUAUAAUGCCAAUGGUCAAAUGGAUACUGCCGUUACCAAUACCUCUGCUCAAGAUAAACCAUACUCUGGUGUAAGAGUACAAUUACUAGAUGAAAAUAGAGUUGUAAGAGAUGUUAUCACUGGUGAUGAUGGUAUUUUCAGUUUUCCAGAUGUUCCAUAUGUCUCAACUGGAUAUAUUGCAGUGAUUUACACACCAAGUGGUAAUGUAAUGACAAAUUAUCCAUUCCCACCAUCACCAUUGGCUGGUGAAAUUAUAAACUUGGAGAUUGUACCAAAUAAUAUAUUAUUGGUCGGUUUAAUUAAUAAUGAAAACUAUUGUCAAGAUUCACCAUUGAUGGCAAUUAUUUGUUAUGCAAAUCAAGGUUAUAAUGAAUCACAUGCUGAUGAUCCAGUUUUAAUUACAUUCCCAUCCAAUGCAAAUAAACAUCUCUAUAAUAUGCCACAUGGUACAGUUCAACAUAUUGCCACACAUAAAGAAAUUGGUUCAGUUUAUGGUGUUGGUGUUGAUAGAGUGAAUGGUGAUAUUUAUACAAGUGCAUUUAUGAAAUACUAUUCUGGAUUUGGACCAAGUGGAACAGGUGCAAUUUAUAAAUCUACAACUAAAAACAAUGAUUAUCAAACUUCAUUAUAUUUUGAUUUGAAUAAAGCAAUGAAUCAAGAGGAUUAUUGUGGUACAGACUCACAUAUUUAUCCAAUGGAUAAUUAUGAUGGAGGUGUUGAAAAGGUUGGAAAGAUUGCAUUUGGUGAUUUAGAUAUUCACAAUGGUUCACUCUAUACCAUUGCAUUGGCAACCAAAGAGUUGUUAAGAGUUUCAAUUUCAGAUCCAAGAGAUUUCCAACUUUAUAAUAUCUAUAAUCCAUGUAUUGAAGAACCAGAUGAUUGGCGUCCAUUUGCAUUGGGAUUACGUCAUGGUAAUAUAAUUAUUGGUGGUGUUUGUUCUAAAGAAUCUGAUUCAACCAAUAUACCAGUUGGUUAUAUUAUGGAAAUGAGUGGUAAUAUUUUAUUAACUGUUCCAAUGGAUUUCCCAAGAGGUUGUAAAUCAUUUGGUGGUUCAUUCUGUAUUCCAGGUGAAUAUUCAGCUUGGUCAAGUGUUUAUUUCGAAUCACAACCUUGGAUUUCAGAUUUAACAAUGGAUGGUGAAGAUAUGAUAAUUUCAAUUCGUGAUCGUGGUGGUGAUUUAGAUCGUGAUGUUGGUACCUAUGAUAUGUUAAGAGCUUGCUUUGAUGGUGAUCAAUUAAUACUUGAGAAUAGUGGAAUUUGUGGAGGUGUUCCUGGUGCUCAUCUAUUACCUUCUGGUUAUUUCGGUACACCUGACGGUAUCAAUAGUGGUGAAUAUUACAAUGAUAAUUUCUAUUAUCCAACUGAUAAUGAUGGUCAUGAUAAUGUAGCUUCGACUUCUGGUGUUGUAAUUCCAGGUUAUCAUACUCUCUUUGGUUCUUCAUUAGAUAUCGAUAGUGUUGGACAAGGUACUGUUAAAGUUUGGGAUAAUAAAAAUGGUCUAUUACUAUAUGGUAUUGGUGUUUAUCUUCAAAGUAAUGAAAAUCCAACAAAUAAUUUUGGUAAAGCAAAUGGUUUAGGUGAUAUGGAACCAAUUUGUUAUAAUUAUAUUAAAUAA